UUGCAAAAGACAUUGCUUUAAUUGUGCUUGCGUUUUGCUGUUUUCCUUAGAGCUCUUAGUUACAAGUCGUGUCACCAUGCAGGCUGCAAGGUCAUCGACGCUGAGAGCCCUUCAUUCGGCUGUGUUGCAGCAUCUGCGGGUGCAGCCUGCGCAGAUUGGUUCCACAUGGGGUCUUUUUAGAGCCAUCUCUGCCGAAGCGCACGCACAGGGGACUUGUCUAAGUCGUAGCCAGGUCGCGGAUCGCGUACUCUCAGUCCUGAAGAGCAGCGCCAAGGUUGAUCCUCUGACGGUAUCAGAGACAGCCAGCUUUCAAAACGAUUUGCAACUUGAUACGUUGGAUCAAGUGGAGAUUAUGAUGGCAAUUGAGGACGAAUUUGCGUUGGAGAUACCUGAUGCAGAUGCUGAUAAUAUGAAGUCGACAAAGGAUGUCAUAGAGUAUGUUGUAUCCCACCCGCGAGCUAAGUAGGCUAUAACUUUUUUCUCUUUGUUAUCCUCACAGCAUUGAUAGUGAGGAGGCAAACGGACUUUUUAGUUGCCAGCCUACUUAUGGGUCGAAACAAAUGGCGUCAGCCGGGAUUUGGGGAUUUAUCAUUCUCUUUGACCGUUGUAUUGAAUUUUGAACAUAAGUGCGCGCUCAAUUGAGCGUCACAUUCAAGGUUUCCUCUCAACGUGAGGAUAAUGUUGGAGUGUAAGAA
Molecule: messenger RNA, 695 nt
Organism: Physcomitrium patens
Lineage: Eukaryota; Viridiplantae; Streptophyta; Bryopsida; Funariales; Funariaceae
Biological process (GO): fatty acid biosynthetic process
Cellular component (GO): mitochondrion
Molecular function (GO): acyl binding; acyl carrier activity
Source: RefSeq, a predicted model, not a curated record